AUGUUCCAUGCCGGUGAGGAGCUCCAUUCCGGCAAGUGGCUCGCAGACUUCCAGAAGACGGGGCUCACGGCAUGGCACAUCUGCAUCGAGAAGCUCCAGAUGGGCCCGCUGCAGAGCUGCGACGGAGAACUGCUGCAGGCCUUCUGUGCCCAGACGCUGGCACGGCUCUCGCGUGCCUUCGCGAGUUGGUUCCCGGAUGUCGAGUCGCGAGCGAUUGCGAGGGACUGCCUGGAGUCGCUUCUCACUGGGCAUGCCCAUGGGCAAAGUCUGGUUUGGAAACAGCUGGCACUGGCCCUGGCUUGUGCAGAGCUUUGGCUUGGUACUUGGGCGGCGGCGGCUUCGCUGAACUCCAGCCUCCCUGCGACCGUGAGGCGUGAGCUGCUGGUCCUACCCGCAGAGCUGCUCUUUGACGCCAAGGCGCUGCCACUUACGGACCAGAACUUGCGACAGGGUGCCGCCGCCUCCCUCUUCCGCUCCUGUGACGCAGUCUUCGGCUUCCUCCUAGGGACCGGAUCCGACGGCCAGGACUUGCGAAUUCUGGGUGCCUGGCUCAGGGCCGUGCGCAAAGCGCAGCUCUGGCUGCCCACUGGCGAUGUGGCUGCGCCGUUGCGGUGCCUGGCACAAUACUUGGAGCCACUCUGCAGUGCCGCAUUGAUGGCAAAAGCCGAAGCGUCCGAGGUGGCACAGCAGCUCGCAAAGUGGCGCGGGGCCCCGAAGGAGGCCGCGGCCCUCCUCGGGCCACUCUGUAGCAGCCUCUUCCAAGGGGACAGCUCCAUGGAGGCAGAGCUUCGAGAGGACUCCUUGAAAAGCUGGCUCCUGCCUCUGCUGGUGGACCUGGCAGAAGACUUUUGGCCGAGAGCUGCGGUGGGCGAGCUGGACCUGGACUGGGAGCUCAUCGCCAGGCAGGCGUUUGCCCUGCUCAGCGAAGCCGCGCAGACUUGGGAUGGGACUCAUUCUGUGGAGGAGUGUCUCAACAAAAUCAAGUCUUUAAGCGCAUGGUCGUUAACCCAGGAAACACUGCACGCCGCAGUGCGAGCAGCAGACACCUUCAGCUUUCACGAUUCUGGACAGGCGACUGCCUUCCAGCCUCCCCCGGAGAAGCGGAGCCGACGAGCCCACGACCGCUGGCAGCUCUCCCGACACCACUUGGCCCAAGCCAGCAGCAUCAGUUCCCUCUUCUCACUCUUGCUCCAAACUUUGCUGGAUUGCAUGCGGCUCCCGGAAUUCCCGGAAGAUGAGGAGGCCCUGGGGAUGCUCCAAAGGGCCCGGCAGGAGGUGGAAGCGGCCUUGCUGCCCUGGGCGGCGCUCCUGACCAACUCCGAGACCUGGAUCGCCGAGCUCUGGGAGCCCUUGAGGCGAGUGGAGGAGCUGCUCUCUGGAGUAAAGGAGGAGGAAGGCGACUUUUUGACCUUCCAGGUGGCCCGGGACAUCGAGGUGGUGAUCUGGUUCUUCGGAGCCUUCUGCGCCAGCCUCCCCGAGGGUCAACCGAGCUUUGCUGCUGCCGAAGCCGCCUCCCGAGCCAUCUCCAGCAUC
This is a messenger RNA of Symbiodinium necroappetens, 1533 nucleotides long. NCBI's taxonomy places the organism in Eukaryota, Dinophyceae, Suessiales, Symbiodiniaceae. The record is from the annotation of a GenBank genome assembly.